Molecule: messenger RNA, 2608 nt
Organism: Trichoderma atroviride IMI 206040
Lineage: Eukaryota; Fungi; Ascomycota; Sordariomycetes; Hypocreales; Hypocreaceae
Biological process (GO): maltose catabolic process; sucrose catabolic process
Molecular function (GO): alpha-amylase activity; oligo-1,6-glucosidase activity; glucan 1,4-alpha-maltotriohydrolase activity
Source: RefSeq, a predicted model, not a curated record
AUUCUCUCAAGAGCUGAUACCUCUCAAAUAUAUUGAUGAGCUGGAAAUCUCAUUACUUAUCACAGCUGUUCCAUCGAAAACCUAUACAAAAAUAAAACCAAUUCGUUCAAGAAAAGUAUCCGUCAUGGGUUCGGCUCAGGAGCAACUCCGUACUUGGUGGAAGGAAAGCUCGGUUUACCAAAUAUAUCCGGCAUCCUUCCAAGACACCACAGGCUCUGGAACCGGUGAUCUCAAGGGCAUUAUUUCACGCGUAGACUAUCUUCAUGGCCUCGGUGUCGAUAUCGUGUGGCUGUCGCCCAUCUUCCCGAGCCCCCAGAUAGACAUGGGAUAUGACAUCAGCGACUACAAAUCCAUAGACCCCAUCUAUGGAAACAUUGGCCAUGUCGACGAGCUCAAGGACAAGCUCCAUGAGCGUGGCAUGAAACUGGUCUUGGACCUGGUUGUGAAUCAUACCAGCGAUCAGCAUGAAUGGUUCAAAGAAUCAAGAAAGUCAAAGACCAAUCCGUUCAGAGACUGGUACAUCUGGCGACCGCCAAAGUAUGAUGCACAGGGUAACCGACAGCCCCCAAACAACUGGGAAAGCCACUUUCAAGGUAGCGCUUGGGAGUAUGAUCAGGCAACGGACGAGUACUACCUGCGCCUCUUCUGCAAAGAGCAGCCGGAUCUCAACUGGGAGAAUCCGGCAGUGCGCGAAGCGGUCCACGACAUCAUGCGCUUCUGGCUUGGUCGAGGCAUAGACGGUUUCCGCAUGGACGUCAUCAAUUUUAUCAGCAAAGACCAACGUUUCCCAGACUCGGACAAACCGGUCAUGAAGGGUUAUGAGUACUACGCAUGCGGGCCGAGAUGCCACGAGUUCUUGAAAGAUCUGGGCGCCAUUCUCAAAGAGUAUGACGCGUUCAACGUGGGCGAAAUGCCCUGCGUGGACGACGAGAACGAAAUCAUCAAGGCUGUUGGUGCUGACCGUGGCGAGCUUAGCAUGAUUUUCUACUUUGAGCACAUGGCUCUCGACUACGGCCCCAAGGGCAAGUUCUCCCCCGGCACAUGGACCCUCGCAAACCUGAAGACUGUGGUCAACAAAUGGCAGAGAUUCAUGUACGAAAACAACGGCUGGAACGCCCUCUACCUCGAAAACCAUGAUCAGCCUCGGAUCGUCAGCCGUUUUGCAUAUGAUGAACCUGAGCACCGCGUGGCCAGCGCAAAACUCAUUGCUGUGUUCCAUGCUUUCCAAGCUGGCACACCGUUUAUAUACCAGGGACAAGAGAUUGGCAUGACCAAUGUUCCUAAAGAGUGGCCUAUUGAGGAGUACAAAGAUGUUGAUUGUGUCAACCACUGGAACUCAUACAAAGACAGCCCUGAUGAAGAUCUCAAACGGCUAGUCAAAGCAGAAUACCAAAAGAAAUCUCGCGACAACGCCCGCACGCCCAUGCAGUGGGACGCCACCCCCCAAGCCGGCUUCACCACCAGCGACAAGCCCUGGAUGCGCGUCAACGACAACUACACAGAAGUCAACGCCGCCUCGCAAAUAGACAGACGUCGAUCCGUGUAUCACACCUAUCGACUAGUCCUGGAGAAACGCAAGCAGUACAAGGACAUCUUUGUCUACGGCAGCUUCGAGCUCAUCGAUGAGCCGAACGACAAGAUAUUUGCGUAUAAGAGGAGAGCAACCAGCGGGGAGUCUGCACUGAUUGUGUGCAACUUUUCAUUGGAUACUGUGAAGUGGAAGAUGGAUGACGGGCCGAAAGAAGUGCUUUUUACUACUAGUGAUAGAGAGUUGAGCCAGGUGAGCGGUGGUGAACUUUCGCUGGCUCCAUGUGAAGCAAUCGCUCUGCUUCUCUGAGUGUUUCUUAUUGAGAUGCCUUUGUCAUAGAGUACAAGAUGAUGGUUGAUUAAGUGUUGAUAAACUAUAUGAGGUUAUAAAUAGCUGCAAAACCCUGUGCUCUGUUAGAUGAUACCGUAUUAAAGAAAUACUGGCAUGCAGUUCAAAACGUGGCUGAUAUUGGUAUCGCGGCUCACCAGUUCCCCGCACCAUUAUCCGAAUCCGGGGAGCGCUGUGUACAUGAAACCCCGAAGCUUAUAUUGGUACGAAGUCGUUUGAUCAUUUUGGCUUUGUCAAAGUUCUGUUAGCGACCGGCAGCGUGUAUCGAGGCUCGACUUCUUCGCUCUGUUGCUAUCACUGAUCAUCAUAAUGAGUAAUUAUGAUUCACAUCACCCAGCUAUCAAAGUUUUGAACAGUAAUUUCUCUACUGCUAAAUCUAUGGACCACCAUUUCCAACGGUGCUGGGCUCAGCAAUCUUGUGGGGGAUGCUUGGAUAGCCUCGGCUGCAGUUGGUGCCCUUAUGUGAGCCUCGUCUUUUGCAAACGAAUGGAUCCCCUUUAUGCAUUUCCUCUCUCGCUCCGGUCCUACGCCGAGCAUAAUUGGCUUUUGUUUGUUCCGGGGAGGUGUACUGACUGUUGCCUGCAUAGACCUGGUCAUGCGUUCCAAAUGACCAUGCAAUUCCAUUUCUCGCGCCGGCCUUUGAUGAUGAGAUUUGUCCACAUCCUGAUGAGAGAUGGGAAGUGAGGACGAGGCCUCUCGGAUGCCAAAUUUCGUCGAGGAUGGGGUUGACAG